CAAAAGUUAAACCCGUUAAAACAGCAGAGAUUUUUCAUUGGGUAAGCAAUCGAACACAACAAAACAAGAAGAUUGACAAACGAUUACAGUACGCCUGAAACCCGAAAAACAGAUUGAUAUCUGUUUUCUGACUUGUGUUUAUUAGCCAUCUGCAUCAUAUAUAAAACUUAAGAAAUAUGUUAAACUUGCAAGCUUAUGCCAGUAAUAGCAGCGGCACCAGUAGCAGUGAGGAAUCUGAUCAGGAGGAUGCUAAAAGAAAAUGUACGCGACCAAAAGAAGAAGAACUAGCCCAUCUGAAACCAGUGGUAGACAGUUCUCUAUCUGUUGCCAAAACUGUGCAAAUUUGCGCAGCUCCAGUAGUAAUACCAACGGGACAAGCGGAAGUGGCACGGGUGGUUGCUCCUACUGUUGAUGAAUUAUCCUAUAACCCACGGUACGAGGAACUUUUCGCCCCUAUUGCUGGACCGGCUAAUCCUUUUUUAACUGAACAAAUGAAGGCACCAAAAAACACUUUGACUGGAUUCGUCGAGUCUGCCCAUAUAAGUGACUUUCAGUUUGAAAACCAGCGAAAAACUUUUCAUAGUUAUGGCUAUGCCCUGGAUCCAUCCGUUGAUGCCAAUAACGGCGGUGGAGCUGAAGAAGGUCCAAGUUAUGUAGGCCAUUUGCAAGCAGCUUAUGACACAGAAGGUAAGACUGUGUUCGAGUCAUCUAAAGCGAAUCGUGUUGGAGAUAAAAGAAAACGACUGAAAAACGAUAAUCCGGAAGACGUUGAAGGAUUCCUAGGUCCCUGGGGUAAAUUUGAGGAUGAACAAACAGUAGCUCGACCUACAGAGCAAGAACGCGCAGAGCUGGAAGAAAUGAUGGCGAAAAAGCAACAUCGAAAUCGCGUUACUGAAGACAAACCGAUUGAAGAGAAGUCGGUGCUGCACAUUAAGGACUCGGUCGAUUAUCAAGGUCGUUCGUUUCUUCAUCCGCCACAUGAUGUGGGUGUUAAUUUACGCAAAAGUGGCGCCCCAGAUCGAUGUUUUCUACCGAAAGCUCACAUCCAUACAUGGACUGGUCACACCAAAGGCAUUUCUGCGAUUCGGUGGUUUCCAAAAUCAGCCCAUUUAUUGCUAUCGUGCAGUAUGGAUGCCCGAGUCAAACUGUGGGAAGUGUAUAAUGAACGGCGCUGUGUUCGGACGUAUUCUGGUCAUAGACAGGCCGUUCGGGACGUCAGUUUCAACAACAGAGGUGACAAAUUUGUGUCGGCUGGAUACGAUCGCUAUUUGAAACUAUGGGACACUGAGACUGGGGAUGUCAUUUCCCGUUUCAGCUCACGGAAAAUUCCGUUCUGUGUAAAGUUUCACCCGGACUUCAACAAACAGCAUCUGUUUGUUGCCGGAACAUCCGAUAAGAAAAUUAUUUGCUGGGAUACCCGCAGUGGAGACAUUGUUCAGGAGUACGAUCGGCAUUUAGGUGCUGUUAACACGAUUACAUUUGUGGACGAGAACCGUCGCUUUGUGACCACCUCAGAUGAUAAGAGCCUGCGCGUGUGGGAAUGGGACAUUCCAGUGGAUAUGAAGUACAUCGCCGAUCCCACAAUGCACUCGAUGCCAGCGGUUACGCUCUCGCCCAAUGGGAAAUGGUUGGCAUGUCAGAGUUUGGAUAACAAAAUUGUUAUCUUUUCUGCUAUCAACCGGUUCAAGAUGAAUCGAAAGAAAUCGUUCACAGGACAUAUGGUAUCUGGAUAUGCCUGUAAUCUUGAUUUUUCGCCUGAUAUGGGUUACCUGGUCUCGGGAGAUGGCGACGGCAAAUGUUACAUAUGGGACUGGAAGACGACAAAGCUUUACAAAAAGUGGCAAGCACAUGAGAACGUCUGUAUUGCGGCUCUGUGGCAUCCGCAUGAAGCCAGUAAAUUAGUUACUGCUGGCUGGGAUGGAGCGAUUAAGUAUUGGGAUUAGCUUGUUAUGUUUUCGUGGAUCCUGAUACGAAUUAUAACUGAUGAUUUUUAAUGUUAAAACCGAUCGUUCAGCCAAGUUUAAUUAUCAGGGAUGACAUCCUACGUAUAAAGAAGUACAUAAUCGACCGUCAGGUUAUGAAGUAGAUGCAGUCGAUGCAGUUGCAAGUUCCAACGUCUAAAACUAAUAUGAGAACACACAUGCUGGGUUUCCGUGUUGGGUAUUUUCGUCACUGCGACCAGUUUUUUGAUAUUUUGUGACAUACAUGCUGGGUUCGUCGA
This is a messenger RNA of Wyeomyia smithii (pitcher-plant mosquito), 2221 nucleotides long. RefSeq names its product pre-mRNA-processing factor 17. NCBI's taxonomy places the organism in Eukaryota, Metazoa, Arthropoda, Insecta, Diptera, Culicidae. The transcript has 4 exons. Bases 177 to 1943 code for a protein of 588 amino acids. Gene Ontology annotation, molecular function: protein binding; mRNA binding. Gene Ontology annotation, cellular component: catalytic step 2 spliceosome. The record is from RefSeq and is a predicted model, not a curated record. Gene Ontology annotation, biological process: mRNA splicing, via spliceosome.